AGGUUUGUCAGUUAGGGGGAGUAGAGUCUAAGUGGUGAGGAGUGGAACCGGUUGUGCACCAGACACCAUGGUUGACACCCGUAGUGGGAAGAGUACUGCCCCCCAAUCCGAGGCCGAGCAGGCCCGGAUCGCCGCCCUCCUGAGAGAGAGAAAAGAGAAGAAAGAGCUCCUCAAGCAAGCGAAGCUAAAGGCUAUAGCAGAGGAGCAGGCGGCGAAGAAGAAGAAGCUAGAAGAAGAGAUGUUAAGAUUCCAGAAGGAGAAGAUGAUGAUGUUACAGCAGGAGGAGGAAGAGAAGAGGAAGGCUGAAGAAGAAGCAGCAGCAGAGGAAGAGGUGGAAGUAGAAGAAGAACCCCUUGAAAGGAGGCGAGGGGGAGACAGGGGAGAAACAAGUGGCACGAAGGAGGAGGACAAAUGGAUGGAGAAGAAGAUCAGCGAGUGGGUGGCUAACUUAUCGUUGGGAGAGGAUGAGGAGGCACUAUUGUAUGUGCCGCAGGAGGAGAGGGAAGUGUUCGCCAGGGAGUUGGAAGUGAUAGGGGAUCCCCUGGAACGCCAGACAACAGAGGACGAGAAAAAGUUGGAGUGGAAGUUACGUAUGAUGAGGGAGAAGAAGAGAAAGGAGGGAGGAAGCCAACCGGCGGGAAAAAAGGAGGAGAAUUUCGAUAAUUGGGAGGCUAGCGUCAAUACGUACAUGUUUUUGCAGCAUAUCGGCCCCGAGGAGCAGGUCCUCGUCGCCUUCCAUGCGUUAAGGGACGAAGUGGCUAGAUUCGCCAGGUCCCUUGCGCGCGCCAUCGAUUGCGAGCAUAAUAUGAUUGCUUAUUCUAGGCUUACCCCUCUCUCCACGUUUCUCAAACUCCUGCGUGAGAGGUUCGCUGACGUCACGAGGGGCGUCAAGGCCUCUGACAAGCUCCAAACCAUCCACUCGCGACAGUGGAGGAGUGCGAGAGCACUCAAAGCUGUCAUGGACGACUUGGUAGCCGUCCCAGACCAUGGGGUCACUGAGACCCAGUUGGUCCAAUUGUUCUACCGUGCCAUGCCAGAGCCCUUACGAGGGCACUUCUUUGACAAGACCCAACAGCUCAGUAUCACAUAUGAUGCGUUGAGUCGCGAAGUGGUCCUGUUCGAGGCCAAGUCCAUGCCGAUUUCCACUUUCUCGCGCAAGGACUUAGACAAGGGCAAAAAGUGGAAAGGUUGUAACAUCUUUGGCCAAGUUAGGGCCAAGGAUCAUUUGAUCCUUACCUUAGAUGAAGGUGGUACUGAUGAGGUCCCCUACAGUCAAAUCGAGUGGGGACUUGAGGAGGAGGACAGCAGUGUAGGUCAAGGGAGGUCCUAUGCAGCUGUCGCGGUUGGAGGGAGGCCGCAAAGUAGAGGAGGAGGCCAGGGCCAAAGGGGCCAGGCCACGGGAGGCCGAGGAUCGGGCGCACAGGGGGUUGGCGGUCAAGGGAACCGUCAAGUGGGAGGUAGGGGUCAAGGUCCCCCGCCAAAUCGUCAAGGUCCUAGUCGGUCCCCGCAGCGACGAGGUGGAGGAUCACCUCAAAGGAGAGGAGGUUGGCACCCAGUAAGAAAGGAGCAACGAGAGGAUCAGGUCUUUGUAGCUUACAUUAGACCUGUCACUGAGCCUAAAGCAGAGGAGCCCAUAGACCCAGCUAUUGCCAAGCUGCUGGAAGAGUUCAAAGACUUAACUGAGCCGCCGACAGGAGUAGUGUCGCGGCCGAUCCAGCACAGAAUAGAGAUAGAGCCUGGAAGUAGAACUCCUAAGGGAGCAGUCUACAGGAUGUCCCCUAUAGAGUUAGAGGAGCUGCGCAAGCAGUUGGAUGAGCUCCUUGAGAAAGGUUGGAUUAGGCCCAGUUCGUCUCCUUUUGGAGCACCAGAUUUGUUCGUCCCCAAGAAGGAAGGAGAGUUGCGUAUGUGUAUAGAUUAUAGGGGUCUAAAUGCAAUUACAGUUAAGAACGCUGAACCACUGCCCAGGAUAGACGAUCUUUUAGAUCGGGUGCAGGGGUGCAAAUAUUUUUCAAAGAUAGACUUGAAGUCCGGAUAUCAUCAGAUAGAGGUCCAUCCUGAUGACCAGUACAAGACUGCAUUCCGGACUAGAUAUGGGCAUUAUGAGUUCAUAGUGAUGCCCUUUGGACUGACCAAUGCGCCAGAUACAUUUCAGCGAUGUAUGAAUGAUUUGUUUAGGCCUUGGUUAGCUAGAUUUGUCGCAGUAUACUUAGACGACAUCUUAGUGUUCAGUAGGACCCUCCAAGAGCACCAGGGUCAUUUGAGGCAGGUCUUGGAGAAGCUGAGAGAGGCUAACUUCAAGAUCAACGCGAAGAAGUGCGAGUGGGCCAAGAUACAGGUUUUGCACUUGGGCCAUGUUUUAGACGGAGAUGGCAUUAAGCCUGAGGACAGUAAGAUAGCUGCGAUUAGGGAUUGGCCGACGCCCCGCACGUUGACUAAGUUGUGGUCGUUCCUGGGCCUAACUAACUACUAUAGGAAGUUCGUGAGGAACUUCUCAACUAUCGCCGCUCCCCUUCGCAGGUUGCUCAAGAAAGAGGCAAUCUGGCGGUGGGAUAAAGAUUGUAUGUCUGCGCUAAAGAAGUUAAAGCGCGCAUUGAUAGAGUAUCAUGUCCUCAAAGUAGCAGAUCCGUCUUUGCCAUUUGUCGUCACCACGGAUGCGAGUCAGUAUGGUAUAGGCGCCGUGUUACAGCAGGACGACGGCAAUGGCUACAGACCCGUAGAGUUCAUGUCAGCGAGGAUGCCCUCAGAGAAGGUAGCCACCUCGACGUAUGAGAGAGAACUCUACGCUCUCAGGCAGGCCUUAGAGCACUGGAAGCAUUACCUGCUUCGGAGGCACUUCAAGGUGUAUUCAGACCAUGAGACGCUUAGAUGGUUGAAGACACAGACCAAGAUGACACCUAAGUUGACUAGGUGGGCCGCUGAGAUAGACCAGUACGACUUCGAUCUCAAGCCUGUUAAAGGCAAGUAUAAUGUAGUUCCGGAUGCUCUGAGUAGGAGAUCAGACUACUUUGGAGCCAUAGUUCACUAUCUGGACAUAGGGAGUGACUUGCAGGAGAAAGUUAGACAGGUGUAUGCGCAGGACCCUAUCUAUAGUGACCUCCUCAAGAGAGUCAAGGAGGCCCCAGAGACCAAACCAGACUACCGCACUACAGAGGGUCUGUUAUUUGAGAAGACUAAUGUAGGAGACCGCCUGUGCGUUCCCAACAGUGAGGAGAUCCGUAGUUUGAUCCUAGGGGAAUGCCAUGACACGACGGGCCGGUACCCCUCUCCAUCGUUCUGCUGGAGUAUGGCGCCAAUUCCAUAUUGGCUUGCGUCAGUCGUGACAAUGAACGGAAGAGAUGGGUCUGCAACUUUCAAGACCAGGUACUCAAUCAAUGACUUCUUCAGUUUCUUGAAGGCUGAGGUACAAUCUUUGUCCCAAUUCCAAACUGUCUCCUUCCUCAGCAGUUUGCGCAAUGGUGCAAUUAUCAUGGUGAAGUUUCGUACGAAUUUUCGCUAGUAAUUGGUUGAGCCUAGGAACGACCGCAGUUCGGUCAACGUGUGCGGUGUUGGCAAAUCCCUGAUUGCUGCUAUCUUCGCGUCUUCCGGUUUGACUCCAUCCCCAUCUAACACAUGGCCUAAAUAUAGCACUUGACGCUUUGCCCAUUCAUACUUCUUCGGGUUCGGCUUGAACUUCGCAGUGCGCAACUUAUCUAAAACCAAUCGCAAAUGUUGCUGGUGUUCCUCUGGAGUCUUACUAAAUAUCAUAAUAUCGUCUAUGUAAACGACUAUGAAUUUAUCCAGCCAUUUGCGAACGAGA
This is a messenger RNA of Chara braunii, 3796 nucleotides long. The record is from the annotation of a GenBank genome assembly. NCBI's taxonomy places the organism in Eukaryota, Viridiplantae, Streptophyta, Charophyceae, Charales, Characeae.